AUGCCCUUACAAGCAGACGGAACCGCCAUUGUACAUCCCACCUUGCCCAAAUCCCUGCUCCAAAAAUUGCGAGCAGACCCGCGAACGCUAGCCGAUAACUCUAUCAUCUUCACAGAACAGUUCGCACCAUAUCGCAUAGCUGUUCUAGGCCAUGGCACUUCGCCCGAGGUCGCAGUUGUGGAUCCCGCCGAUUCUCGGACUGUCGAGACUUUGGGUAUUGACCCUGUGGCAUUUUCUCGCGUAGCAACCAUGUUGGAUCGCACGUUCAGUGCAGAUGAUAAGAAAACAUGGCUCCAUUGGGCCGCUACUCGUGCCGAUCUCCACCUUGCGUACGAGGCCAUCCGUUUGGGGGUUGGAGUUAACUAUCGGGAUCAGGCUGGAUCUACUCCCCUUUCCACCGUUUGUACACAGAUUGCACAUAACGUAGCUCUCAUCGGAAGGUUACCGCCAGAAGACUUUAUUCUCUAUUCGACUCCUGCAUUAUCUAUGCCGAAUUUCUUAUGGCGCCUCACGCGUAUUGCAAUCCUUCUGAUCGAGCAACGUGCUGAUGUCCAGGCCUGCAACUCCGGCGGUGAAACUCCCCUCGUACUAGCUUGCAGGGCGAAGAAUUUUGACCUCAUCGAGUGUCUCUUGCAGCACGGCGCCGAUCCAUCCAUCUUGACAUCCUCUCAGCUGAAGCAGAACUUCCCUGACUCUUCAGACUUACGGAAAUACCAUGUUCUGGUUCGUACCAAGGCCUCUUCUAAACGACCUCCUCAGCCCUGUCCAUGCUGGUCCGGAAAGUUGCUUGCAGAUUGUCAUGCUGCCGGACCGCAACCAUAUCCUUCUUACUAUCUGUGCAGAUGCGGAACAAAUAAAACAUAUGCAAAAUGCUGCGCCAAACGAAGCAUCAAUAUCACGGAGGAGUGGCAGGCCUCUGAGCAAUAUCUCUUAUCCAGAACCUCGAUACGGACCUCCGGGUUUAGUAUCGACCCAGAUCUCCUUGAUACAUUCAGCGAUUUUGUCGAUUUUAUGAAAAAAUCGACGGACCAGGACCGUGCACUCGACGCGGAGUUGGGGCUGGCUUGCCUUCGACAGAAGAUGAACAUACUCAAUGACCUAAUACGUACCGGGCGCGGCAGUCCCGCGUUUUUGUUUGCCGCUCGAGACCUUCAAUUUAUCGCAUUGCCGUUUGGAGAUACCUCUCCGCGGGCGAGGCGUCAAGAUCUUAUGGAUACUUGGAAUGCUGCAGUUGAUAAAUACAUUGCCUCCACGAGUGCUGGUGCAAAACGAGUGGAGAUUGAGAGAGAAGCCAAGGUCGGCGUUGACGGAGGGCCUCUUUUCAAGUACUGCCAAGGCGUUGGCUGCGGUCAAGUUGAGGAUGUAGCUGGAGUCAAGCUCAAAUGCUGUGGCCAGUGCAGACGAACGUUCUACUGCAGCGCUACCUGCCAGGUUGCCGCCUGGUCAACACACAAGUAUUCAUGCAAAAGCGAGCAUGGAUUACUUUCCGACCAUCAAAUGUUGCCGACGCAGAAGCUGUAUAUCGAGGAGAUGAGACGCGUAUCGGGGGAAUGCAUGCGCAGAAUCAGGGAGAUGGGCGAUUUCAAUGAGGCACUGAAGGGAUCGCUUAUGGACGCAGGCGGGGUCAUCCUAUUGAUGCGUAAUACGCUGGAUACUUGGAGAGUCCGUCCUGGGGACCGGACUGAUCACGAGUCGCGCACUUUUCCUCGCGGGUAUUUUGAGUGGGUCAACACGGAAGGGUAG
Molecule: messenger RNA, 1743 nt
Organism: Fibroporia radiculosa
Lineage: Eukaryota; Fungi; Basidiomycota; Agaricomycetes; Polyporales; Fibroporiaceae
Exons: 3
Coding region: 1-1743 (580 amino acids)
Molecular function (GO): protein binding
Source: RefSeq, a predicted model, not a curated record